GCGGUAGCGAGCGGAAGCGAUUCUGCAGCGGUUGCCCGGAUCCCGGUGUAGUGGCCCCCCCACCCCUCCCCUUUCCGCGAUGUCGGAGGAAACCCGACGGAGCAAGUUGGCUGCGGCCAAAAAGAUGUUGAGAGAAUUUCAGCAGAAAAAUGGAACUGGUGUUCCUGCAGGAGCCAAAAAGAAAAGGAAGAUCAAAAAUGGCAGUAGCCCCAAGAAACCAACUUCUGGUGGCCCCUUGCCCAAGGAUCCUCAAGGAGAAGCCAAGUUGAUGCGAACAGCUACUUGCCAUCAGGCUCUCCCUUUAGCGCCCAAAGACCGCGCCACUCCUGCUUCAUCUGCUGAUGACACCGUACUUCCUGGCGGUGUCCGUCUCCUCUGUGCUAGUUCCCCGUGCACUAGCAUGGCAUCACCUAAGAUCUAUGAUGCAGACAAUGGUCCUCUCACCUUGGAUGAAAACAAGACCGUGUCAUCUACUGAGAGCCUGCAACAGAUUUCCCAGGAGCUCAAUGGGCUCGUGUCUGAGUCUUCAUCCUACAUCAAUCGGGAGGGCCUAGCCUCUUCUGCUAAGAUGAAAGAUCUGGAGAAGGAAGAAUUUGAGCGAAAUUUUUCAAAGGAGCAGGGAGAUCUAAGGGAACAGCUUCAGGUUCAAAUCCAGACCAUUGGGAUUCUAGUGGCUGAGAAGGCCGAGUUAUAUACGGCCCUGACUCGCACCCAGCAGGCAGUCAGGCAGAAAGCAGGAGAGUCAGAGGAUCUCAUGAAUCACCUGCUGUCUUCCUGUCAGCGCAUAGGAGAGCUGGAGCGGACCCUGUCUGCUGUCUCCACUCAGCUGAGGCAGAUGGACAUGAACAACAAAGAGUUAACCAUGGAGUGUGAAAACCUCAAACUGAAGUUAUAUAAAGAGAGCAAAAACAAAGAGGACCUGAAGCGGCAGAACUUAAAAUUGAAAGAGGCACUUCGGGUUUUGCUCGAGGAAAAGCCAGCCACGCAGCAUGGGAUGGAGGAGCUGUGCAACAAACUGGAGACGGCAGAACGCAUGCCACUGUUACCUCUCCAGCCUGGAGUCCCUGAGAGCCCCCAGCAGUUACAGCAGGCCCUGGAGGAGCGGGCGCAGCUGGAGAUGCAUGUUGGGGAGGGGCAGCUGAAGGAGCAAAAUGUUCACCUCCAGCACUUGUCACUCCAGGUGAUCUCAUCUCAGCCUGAGCCGGAGGCCCCUCCUCCCCCCAGGACCAGUGGGGACAGCGUGUCUGGGGAGACCUACCAGGCCCUACAGGUGGCCAUGGAAAAGCUGCAGGAACAGUUUAUCCACCUCAUGGAUGAAAAAGUGGCCAUGAAGGAGCAGAUGGAAGAGCUGGAACAUCACCUGGGCCUGCGCAAUAAUCCCUGCAUCCCCUUCUUUUACCGGGCUAAUGAAGAGCUAAAGAUCCUAGUGAUCUAAGAUCCUGACACUAGCAGGGAAAGCCCGAUGACUUGGGGCCGGGGGCUCUGCCCCCACUUCUUCCCUACCGCCCCUCCCCUGCCUCCUUGCCUGCCCCCCCUUUUCUACCACCCAUUCACCUCCCAGUGCCCUCCAUACUGCCCCCUCUCCACCACCCCCAGCAGCCCAGCACCCUACUGGCUGGUACGUGCAGCACAGACCUGGGGCACGCAGCCACUGGGCACACUGAAGGGCACGCAUGGGCUGAGUCACAACACAGAAGCUCACCCGCACACAGAAGGCACUUGCAGCAGCUCCCUGCACACCGGCAGGCUCAGAGGACCAUCCACCCUGUUCCAUAAGGGGCAGGGCUUGCUUUCUUGGGGUCUGGCUGUCACUUUUCAGCCCAAGAGUCUUCCAUGGCUCCCUACUGCCCAUAGCACUGAGUCCCAACAAGUCAAAACUCCUCUGUGGCCUUUGAAGAUUCCCCAAACCUUCCCUGCCCUACCCAGGUCAACCUGCUCGCAUUCCUCCUUGCUCUCUGCAUUCUCUCCUCUGCCAGGCGGCUCUCCUCAAUAUACCCCAUGUGAAACCUUUCCAUCACUCAGAAAGAUCUGUUGGGCAAUGCUGCAAAACCCGCCAGCUGAGAGCCUGCCGUGGAGUAAUGCCACCUUAGACUUUCCAGCCGCAGCUGAGUCACCACAUGACUGCAGCUCUUUGCACGACCCCAGGUGAGGCCAACUGAAGGACCGCUGAGCUGAGCUUCACCCCCAAUUCUUAGACUCAUGAGCAAAUACAGUCAUUAU
Messenger RNA from Choloepus didactylus (southern two-toed sloth), 2220 nucleotides. RefSeq names its product golgin subfamily A member 2-like. Lineage: Eukaryota; Metazoa; Chordata; Mammalia; Pilosa; Megalonychidae. Bases 80 to 1435 code for a protein of 451 amino acids. Gene Ontology annotation, molecular function: protein binding. Gene Ontology annotation, cellular component: cis-Golgi network; Golgi cis cisterna; Golgi cisterna membrane. Gene Ontology annotation, biological process: spindle assembly; Golgi organization. The record is from RefSeq and is a predicted model, not a curated record. The transcript has 15 exons.